AUGCCCAUUACAUAUGGGACCAUCUUCGUUAGCAUUUGCACUGCCAUUGUUUUGGUUGGGGUGUUCGCCCAUAUUCUGGUGUUCUACAUCUUCACCAAGUAUGUUUCAUUCCGUAAAAACCGCUUGGAUAUCCUUUUGGUGAGCAUGGCCGUGGCUGAUUUCCUCUCUGUCCUCUUGGACCCUUUCCUCAUCAUGGUUGUUCUGGGAUAUACAUGGCCCUUCGGAAGGAUAUUCUGCAAAAUAUUUCAGUUCCUUUUGGCCUUCUCGGUGGCCGCUAGCGCUUACUCCCUGUGCGCAGUCUCCAUUACCCGGGCCUGGAUCGUUAUGAAACCCCAUAACCCCCCUGCAAUGACUUUGAGCAUGGCCAUGUUGGUCUUGGUCUGGCUUCUGAGCCUCUGUGUAACCAUACCUCUCCGGAUCAACGCCACAACAGGGACAGGGAGUCGCAACCUGACCUUCUGCGUGUCGGGGUCAUACCAGCACAAAUACAAGACCAUCCUGGCUCAGUUCGUCCUUUAUUAUUUGGUCCCCAUGCUGGUGAUCGCCUAUAACUACGCUCGUCUUGCAGUUUUCCUUCUGAAGAGCCCCAUGACGUCUUUGGUUAGUUCCAGGAACACAAGAAGGGCGUCAAUCAUGAUUUUAUUUGCCACGGGCUCCUUCUCGGCGUGUUGGCUGCCCAGCUAUAUCUUGGAAUUCUGCAUCUACCUGGGCUCAUGCGCUCGCGGGAAGACCUGGGACAUGCUCUUUUUCAGCUGCACGGUCCUUAACUAUUUCUACCCAUGUAUCAACCCAAUCAUUUACGUUUUGUUGGCCAAGAGAUAUCGGGAUGCGACAUCGUGCUGGGGCCUGCCUUUUAAAUCACAAAGAAUGCCCCCCAAAAACAGCUCGACAGGUCCAGAUGAGAGGAUUUUCUCAUGCCAUUGA
This is a messenger RNA of Carcharodon carcharias (great white shark), 924 nucleotides long. Its product is annotated as mu-type opioid receptor. The coding region runs from base 1 to 924 and encodes 307 amino acids. The record is from RefSeq and is a predicted model, not a curated record. Gene Ontology annotation, cellular component: membrane. The transcript has a single exon. Gene Ontology annotation, molecular function: G protein-coupled receptor activity. NCBI's taxonomy places the organism in Eukaryota, Metazoa, Chordata, Chondrichthyes, Lamniformes, Lamnidae. Gene Ontology annotation, biological process: G protein-coupled receptor signaling pathway.